Didymodactylos carnosus is the source of this 1041-nucleotide messenger RNA. The record is from the annotation of a GenBank genome assembly. Lineage: Eukaryota; Metazoa; Rotifera; Eurotatoria; Philodinida; Philodinidae.
AUGCAGGCAUCAAAAUACGGUACAUUUGGUAAACAUCGUGAAUAUCAAUUAAUCAAAGCUAAAGAGAGUUUCGAAGCAGCCGUUCAGUAUCAGUUUAAAUUGAAGGAAAAGUACAUAUUAGGAAGUCAAAUUCAUGGAAAUAUCACUUGUUAUGAACCUUUGUUUGAAUACGAAGAUAGUUGCGAGAAAUUGGAGUUUAAUGAAUGUAAACCGGACAAAUAUCGAUGUACUAAUGGAAUGUGCAUAACUGAACAAUAUUUUCUUGAUGGUAGGCCAUUCUUUAUAACAUUAUUAGACCUUGACAAAGUACGGGUUCGAGCUACUUCGUUUACUGGUAGUAUCAAAUGUGUCGGUUAUCAAGGUCAUGUACCUGUAGACAACAUUACCGAAAUAAAUCCAACUAAUUUAGUACUAGUCUUAAAUCAUAUAGAAACAAGUUUUUGCAAUCACAACGGGAUAACACCUAAUUUUACUGGUCCACAAUAUGACAGAAACUGUUGGUUAAAUCGUUUGUAUCGUUGUGCGAACUCACAGCGGUGCAUAUCAAUGUACCGCAUUCGCGAUGGAUUUGUUGGCUGUCCUCAAGGUGACGAUGAAACAACAAUUAACUGCCCAGCAUUCACACAAAAAUAUCGUUUUCGUUGUGAACAAGCUUGUUUGUUCGCAAGGAUGUUAGGUAAUUUAAAUGAUGAUUGCCCCUUGAGCAACUACGAUGAAUUUGACUAUGUAAGUAAUAUCAAAUUAUCUUAUAAUUUAUGUCGAGAAGAUGAUCUGGAUGCGUGUAAUACUGUUAGAAAAUAUAUUGAACGUGCACAAAUAUCAUUUCUAAAUACUUCAACUAACACAUUAUCGUUGCAACCAAAUAAACCUGGCUAUAUAAAAUUUGAUCAAUAUUGCGACACAUUUGGAUUUGUUCUUAAAUCGCUAGGCCAACUUAUUUUGAUUCCUUCUAAAAAAUUAAUUGAAAAGUUUGUGACAAAAGCCACUGAAAAUAACUUUUUUGCGAAACGUUUUGGCCAUUCCGAAUCAGAAUUUGAAUGA